This is a messenger RNA of Symphalangus syndactylus (siamang), 2798 nucleotides long. RefSeq names its product inhibitory synaptic factor 1 (gene INSYN1). NCBI's taxonomy places the organism in Eukaryota, Metazoa, Chordata, Mammalia, Primates, Hylobatidae. The record is from RefSeq and is a predicted model, not a curated record. Gene Ontology annotation, biological process: inhibitory postsynaptic potential. Gene Ontology annotation, cellular component: postsynaptic density.
CGGCCCCUUCCCUGACAGCGCCGAGGCAAGCGGAGCCGAGCGAGCCGGGCGGCCUUUAAGGGAGCCAGCGCCCGCCCCGGCGGCCAGUCCGGCGGGGGGCGGCGGGGCGGGCCGGGGGCGGCCGGGGCGCGGGCGGCGCGGCGCCGCGGCGCUCGGGGAGCGGGCCCAGGCCCCGGGAGCCCGGCGGGGCAGGGCAGGGCGAGGCGGCGAAGGGAGGCCCAGCCGCGACCCGGCGCCUGUUUGCCCCACCGGCGGCGACCCGGCGCCCGGGGGCUGCUGAGGCGGGGAGCCGAGAGCUAACGGACGGGAGGUAGCGGAGCCGAGCGAAGGCUGCGAGCCUGGUGCGCCCCGGCCCGGCCCGGCCCGGCCCGCCGCUCGCCCCCUCCCCUCCCUUCCCCUCGCCGCGCCUCCUCCCCUCGCCUCUUCUCGCCUCCUCUCCUCUCCUCCGCCCGGCGCUGCUCCCGCCUGCGCCCGGGCCGCCGAACCCAGCCCUGCCGGAGCCCCCGGCUUCGCGCGCUCUCGGCUGGGCCCGGCGGGGACCGGGUCCCCGCGGCUGACACCGUCCCUCCUCGGGGACCCGGCGGAUUCCGGACCUUUCGGAACGUGAACUGAGCCGUGGGAGCGAUCUUGCCCAGGGCCGACCGCGGGGCUAGGCUGAGCUGACCCUCGCGGCCGCUCCGGACGCCGCGGGUGCCCCGGGGCGCGGACGUUCUGGGUCCGAGCUGAGCGCGUCCCGGGCUCCCGGCGGUGCCAGCUCACUCCAGGCGGGGUAGGGCAGGGCAGACCCCAGCGGAGCCCGGACCCGGCCGAUCUGGACUGGACAAAGCGAAUCCUGGACGGUGCAGAGCCCGGGGAAUGCCGGGCGUGGGCUGAGGGGAUCCCGGCGCCCUCCCAGCCCUCCGACUUUGGCUCACGCGCUGGGACCGGCCCGGCGUCUCCUCGGCCUCCCCGCGCCCCGGUCACCUGUGGCCUCGGAGCCCCGCAUCUGCCGGACCCUCGCUCUCCCGACCCCGAGCCUGGAGAGGCUUGAGAAAGAUUUUUUCUGCCCCCUUCCCUGGAGCGCGGAGGCCCCGCCCCCUCCCACCGCCCAGAUGUCUCCGGUCACUGCUCGGAGGACCUCCCUGAGGCCCGGGGCCGAAGGGUCCAGAGAGAGAAGCCCGCCCUAGGGAGCCUUGGGGGCCCCCCAACCCCGUCUUGGGGCUUGGCCCCCGACGCUGCUUGGAGGGAAGGCCGGUGCCCCCACCCUCGGGGGCUGCCCUCUUCCAAUCCAGCUCCCCCCGAGAGCUGCCCAUAUCCGGAGCCCCUUCCACAUCUGGAAGACCCUGGCCACCAUCCCUCUGCAGGUGUCAGUUGUAUCCAGAGACCUCUGCCUUUGCAACUGUCUAGGAGUUGUGAGGGGAUCCCUGCUGCCUUCCCCCAUCCCAAGGGCAUCUCUUACCCUUAGUCCCUGCAGAGUCAUCCCCCUGCCUCUGUGUUCAAGCUCAGGCAGAGAUCAGCUCUGCACACCCACAGGCACUUCAAGACCUGGAGGCCACUCCUGGGACCCAAGGUCCCUCCCCCUGCUCUCCUGUGUCCUCACCUUGACCCCCUCUGCCAGACUCUGUCUCCCUCUGGGUGUCCCACUCCCCACCCAGAGGCAGAGGAGGCUGGGUGGCAGGGGGCAGGGGCUGGUUGAGGGCCGCCCAGGGCCAGGGUGGGCUGGGGGGCCGUUAAGAUGUGGAGCUCUGCCCAGCCGAGGGGGGCUCCGUGGAGGCAGACGCAGCGUGUGCCCAGCUGGGGGGAGUAUGGGCAGGCCUGCGGCCACGUGGUAAACGAUGAACAUUCGGGGCGCCCCGGACCUCGGGCAGCCCAGUGACGACCCCAGCAGUGGUGGUGAGCGGGAGCGGAUUCGACAGCGCAUGAAGAUGGUCAUCGGGCAGCUUGAGGGCAUCCUUCGCGAGCUCAAGGAGGUGGCCAAGGAGCUGAGGGAGGUGGUGAGCCAGAUCGAUAAGCUAACCUCGGACUUCGACUUUGAACUGGAGCCGGACGACUGGACCACGGCCACUGUGAGCAGCACCUCUAGCAGUGACAAGGCGGGCGUGGGCGGCCCCUUUGACCUGGGCCACCUGGACUUCAUGACAGCUGAUAUCCUCUCAGACAGCUGGGAGUUCUGCUCCUUCCUGGACGUCUCUACCCCCUCGGACUCCGUGGAUGGUCCCGAGUCGACUCGGCCAGGGGCUGGCCCUGACUACCGCCUCAUGAAUGGUGGCACGCCCAUCCCCAAUGGGCCACGAGUGGAGACCCCAGACUCCUCCAGCGAGGAGGCCUUCGGUGCUGGCCCCGCGGUGAAGAGCCAGCUGCCCCAGCGGACCCCAGGGACGCGGGAGAGGGUGCGGUUCAGUGACAAAGUGCUCUACCAUGCUUUGUGCUGUGAUGAUGAGGAGGGGGAUGGUGAGCAAGAGGCAGAGGAGGAAGAGGUGGGCUUGCCCCCCGAGCCUGCCCGUACAGAGGCCCACGCAGGCCCCCACAAGCCCUCCCCAGCCCCCUACAAGUCACGGCGCUCUCCACUGACCAGCCGCCACUCAGGCUCUACCUUGGCCCCUGAACAGACUCGAAGGGUCACGAGGAACAGCAGCACCCAGACAGUGUCAGACAAGAGCACGCAGACGGUUCUGCCCUACACAGCCACUAGACAGAAAGCCAGGGGGAAAAACUAGGGGCCGGGGAGGGAGCCGGGGGAGGUGGGCACAUAGAGCUAUAAAUAUAUAUAUAUAUAUUUAAACAAAUGAAGUCAUAAUAAAAUUUAAAAAUGCUAAGGA